Messenger RNA from Cyprinodon variegatus (sheepshead minnow), 2032 nucleotides. Its product is annotated as chromobox 4. Gene Ontology annotation, biological process: negative regulation of DNA-templated transcription. Lineage: Eukaryota; Metazoa; Chordata; Actinopteri; Cyprinodontiformes; Cyprinodontidae. Bases 238 to 1935 code for a protein of 565 amino acids. The record is from RefSeq and is a predicted model, not a curated record. The transcript has 5 exons.
AGUGUUUUCGUGCUGCAGCCCCAACUCGCCUGCAGAGUGAUAGUCUCCGAGGGGUAAAAGCGAGGGAAGAAGCGCAGUUAAACCAGGAGGAGGUGGAGUAAGAGGGGGAUCCUUUACAUCAGGGAAGACGCAGGAGAGAGAGAGAGAGGUGGGGGGAAAAAAAUAAAGGAAGCCCUGACAGAGUAGAUCAGGUGUCCGCGCUAAGAGAAACCAGAGUCGCCUCUCUUACGCUGGAAAAUGGAGCUACCCGCCGCUGGAGAGCACGUCUUUGCGGUGGAGAGCAUCGAAAAGAAGCGCAGCAGGAAGGGGAGGGUCGAGUAUCUGGUCAAGUGGAGAGGAUGGUCUCCAAGAUACAAUACAUGGGAACCAGAGGAAAACAUACUGGAUCCAAGGCUGCUAGAUGCUUUCCAAGAUAGGGAACGUCAGGAGCAGCUGAUGGGAUACCGCAAGAGAGGACCCAAGCCUAAGCACCUUCUUGUUCAGGUGCCAUCAUUUGCCAAGAGGUCCAACUUUCUGGCAAACCUUCAGGAGGCGUCCCUGGAAGAUGACAGCUGUCAGAAAUCCAGCCCUAUCCAGAUGAUACGCCCCCAGUCCCAGCAGUUCCAGCUGAACAAUAAGAAGCUUCACCAGUACCAGCCUCUGAGCAGGGAGCAUGAGGCAGAGCAGCAACCCAAUGGCAAGAAGUUCUUCUAUGAGCUCAACAGCAAGAAGCAUCACCAGUAUCAACCUGACCUGAAGUCACAAGAGCCUGUUUUCAACAAACCCAGAGACAUACAAGCUCCAGAGCUGGCUAACAAAGGAUAUAACCUCCCAGCAGUGUUGCAGCAAAAGUGGGUUCGGGACAAGGACUCAGGCUGUCUGACUAAAGUGAAGGAUAUUACUAUGGAGCUAAAGAAACUUCCAGCUGACCUUAACGGACAAAAAGAGCCAGAGAGGAUAAAACCUAAAGAGGACACCUCUCCACAUCCCAACGGUGUCAGCAGCAGUAAACUAAAAAUUGUUAAGAACAAGAACAAGAACGGGCGGAUUGUCAUUGUCAUGAGCAAGUACAUGGAAAACGGAAUACAGAGCGCUAAAACCAAACACGGAGACUCUGAUGGCGCUGAAAGGCCACUGCAAGGUGCAGACAGCAGCAUGGAGAGGCACCUGGCAAAAAUGAAGCUCGUCAAAAAGCUUGGCCUUAUGAACGGAUUCCCUAAGGAACCCAAAGACAACCCGACCCCUCCCAGUCCGGGAAUAAAUGGAGAUUGCUGCAAAGAGAAAGAACUAUCCACUCAAACAGACCGAACUGUGGCCGAACAGGAUAAACCCACAGCGGUAGGGGGCGAGGGGCAGUUUCCACAACAUCAGCCUUUACAGCUGACAACUAAGCCCGACCUACUACAUGUACCCCCAGAGAGAGGGGCCCUAGACUUUAAAGGUACCCAGAAUGGGCUUCAUGGACUAAAGCGGCACCUCACUGAUGCAGAUGCUGAGGAACACGGAUGCAGUAAGAGGUUAAUAAGUAACAAAAGCAUCAGUGUUCUCAACACUAUUCCUCCUCCCUCCCAGAGCCCUGCGUUCGACCAAAACGGACUGAGUCCCGCUUUACUGCAGGACUAUGGCUACGCAGACCAAGAGGAGCCCAUGGACCUGAGUAUUGUAAAGUCGAGGCCCGUAUCCUCAGUCUUUUGCGAGACUGAGCCGGAGACACAAACCGAGGAACAUGUACAUUCACACGACACACAAACACAGACAGACACAAAAACAGAGAGCCAGACUGAGACACACAGCCCCUCAGUGGAGGAGCGAGUCGACUCUGUGUCUGGUUCCCCCCACCAAGCAAAAAAAGAAGAGGCCUUUCCUUCUUUCCAGCCUAGCCUUGGGAAUAUAGUCAUCACAGACAUUACUGCAAACUGCCUCACCGUUACCUUUAAGGAAUACAUAACAGCAUAACACGGCUGGGUACCACCUGCAGGACAUAUUUGUAUUUUCUGAUUCCUGAAUGUGCAAAUCAGGCAUUAAUGUUUUCAUUUUGUAAAACUCAAGAGUU